UUUUCUAUUCUCUUGCCGCUCUCUCUCUCUCUCUCUCUCUCUCUAGUCUCUCUCUUUCGAGAUUACGUGCUUUGCAAAAAGGUGUAGACUCCCAUAUGAAUAUGUAGACUAGAGUGUUUCUUUCCCAUUGGCUCCAUUUGACUUAUGAACCCAUAUUCAAAAUGCUCUGUAAUUUCUCUCUCUGUGUUGGUCAUGAUGGGGGAUCAUCACCUACAAACUGUUUCACCUAAUUAUAGUCUCUUCUGAUUCCAGACAAACGUGCAGCGGCCCAAAGAUUUUCAUGGUUUUUGUACUCAUGUAUUCCUGAUAAAUUGGAAGUCUUUCUCUGGCUUCUGAAGUAUUGGAAAAAGAAGGGAAUACUUGCUAGUAUUGGAAUUUUCUGGAAGAAAUUGAUCGGGAAGUGGCAAGGCUCGUAGCACAAAUAAUGGAGAAGUAUGAAGUACUAGAGCAGAUUGGGAAAGGUUCCUUCGGUUCUGCACUCCUCGUGAAGCAUAAGCAUGAAAAGAAGAAGUAUGUCCUGAAGAAAAUUCGCCUCGCUCGCCAGACUGAUAGAACUCGCAGAUCUGCCCACUUGGAGAUGGAGCUUAUUUCCAGAGUGCAAAAUCCGUACAUUGUGGAGUACAAAGAUUCCUGGGUAGAAAAGGGAUGCUAUGUCUGCAUUGUUAUAGGGUACUGUGAAGGUGGAGACAUGGCGGAAGCUAUUAAAAGGGCCAAUGGUGUUCAUUUUCCUGAAGAGAAACUGUCUAAGUGGCUAGUUCAACUCCUGAUGGCCCUGGAUUACUUGCAUACCAAUCAUGUUCUUCAUCGCGAUGUCAAGUGUUCAAACAUAUUUCUCACAAAAGAUCAAGACAUACGUCUAGGCGAUUUUGGUCUUGCUAAGAUGUUGACUUCGGAUGAUCUUGCUUCCUCUGUGGUAGGAACUCCCAGUUAUAUGUGUCCUGAACUUCUCGCUGAUAUACCUUAUGGUUCAAAGUCAGAUAUCUGGUCUUUGGGAUGCUGCUUAUAUGAGAUGGCUGCCCACAGGCCUGCGUUUAAAGCUUUUGAUAUGCAAGCUCUGAUAAACAAGAUAAAUAAAUCCAUUGUGGCUCCACUUCCGACCAUGUAUUCCGGUGCAUUCCGAGGGCUUGUUAAAUGCAUGCUGCGGAAGAAUCCAGAAUUUAGACCAAGUGCUGCGGAUUUGCUCAGGCAUCCACAUCUUCAGUCACAUAUUCUGAAGAUCAAUCUCAAAGUUAACAACCCAAGACGGAAUACUUUUCCAAUGCAAUGGUCUAAUUCCGACUAUGUCAAGAAGGCGAGAUUUGUUGAGCCUGAGGCUGUUACCGUGCUUACUGACACAGAGAAACGGAGUUCGUAUAAUAAUGACAGGGCCUUGAAUCCUAGUAUAUCUGGAACUGAACUAGACUCUCCAUGUUCUUCUCAGAGAGCGUGGCAUUUUCCAGCUUUUUUGAAUAAAAAGUCCUCAGAAUUCUCCGUUGGCAGUAUCAAUGAAGAUGGGGAUGGUGAUAAAUCAACAGCCACGAAGCUUCCAAGUGCUGCCAAGACUCCAAGAUUGACUCUGGCAAAAACUUCGUCCACUCCAAGGAGACUAUCAGUUCCUUCAAAAUACCGCGAUUCGCUUCCUGAAUCGCGUACUCCAGCAAUCAAACUGUUGCAAUACACGCGUAGAGUAUCUCUUCCAUUGUCAACUAAACCUUACAAGCCCAAUGUCAGUCUGCUGAGCAGAAUAGAAUCUCCAGACAUCUCAGUCAAUUCCCCGCGAAUCGAUAGGGUGGUUGAGUUCCCGUUAGCCUCUGCCGAAAACCACCCCUUGUUUCCCAUCCGAAGAACUUCAUUGACAUCCGCUCAGUGCUCCAGCCCCUCGUUUCCCACCCGUAGAACUUCUUCAACGUCGGCUCAGUGCUCCAGCGCCUCACCAUCCAGUGGGGACCGCUCAAUCACAAAGGACAAGUGUACAGUCCAGGUUCUUGGCAGGACACUUGCCAAGCCCCACAUUACUCCUUCUGGUCACCGAGCUCCACGAAAUGGAAGCGAUUGCUCGGAGCAGAAUCCUGCGACCGUUGUUUCAAGCCGGUCAUCAUUCGAUUCCCGACAGCGUCGGUUCGACACCUCGUCGUACCAACAGCGUGCGGAGGCGUUGGAAGGGUUGCUCGAGUUCAGCGCGCGGCUGUUGCAACAAGAGAGGUUUGAUGAGCUGGGAGUGUUGCUGAAGCCGUUCGGGCCGGAGAAGGUUUCUCCCAGAGAAACUGCUAUAUGGCUGACUAAGAGCUUCAAGGAAACGGCCGUAUAGCUAGAACCUGAUACCCACCCGAAGACGGCUACUGAGAAACUUGUAAAUGUUACCAUUAAUUUGUGAGUGUUUUUAUAUGCUGAUGCUGCAUAAGAACUCCUGAGUUCGUGGGAAAUUUUGAAGAUUUUAACGAAAUGGGCACUGCCAUCACCUUUGUUUUUGUUUUUUAUAUUCCGGGUACAAAAAUAUGUCAUUUUUGUACCAUGUGUUAUUGAGAGAAAUGAGAAUCAUUGGACCAUGCAUUUACCUGACA
Rhododendron vialii is the source of this 2540-nucleotide messenger RNA. Its product is annotated as serine/threonine-protein kinase Nek2. The record is from RefSeq and is a predicted model, not a curated record. Gene Ontology annotation, molecular function: ATP binding; protein kinase activity. Lineage: Eukaryota; Viridiplantae; Streptophyta; Magnoliopsida; Ericales; Ericaceae. The transcript is spliced from 16 exons. The coding region runs from base 425 to 2287 and encodes 620 amino acids. Gene Ontology annotation, biological process: protein phosphorylation.